CGUUUUGAUUGAAUUUGUGAAUUCCUGUGGUCCUGGAAUGCAACAUUGAGAGGAGCAGCCGUUCCGAAUCCCACUGCCCUUUCCCAAGGGCGACUCCGAGUUAAUCCAACAACGAUGGUGGACUCUCAGUACUACCUCCCCAACGACAUUGGGAUCUCAGCGCUUGACUGCCGCGAGGCCUUUCGUCUGCUGUCACCUCAGGAGAAGAUGUACGCGCACUAUCUGUCACGGGCAGCUUGGUACGGCGGUCUGGUGGUGCUCCUGCAGACAUCUCCAGAGUCUGCAAACAUCUUUGUCCUGCUGCAGAAGAUCUUUAGAAAACAGACUGCAGAAGAGCUGGAGCAGGUCGCUAAAGCAGCUGGCCUCAGCUCUGACGAGUACCAGGCCUUCUUGGUGUAUGCUGCUGGUCUUUAUGCAAACAUGGGCAACUACAAGUCUUUUGGAGACACCAAAUUCAUUCCAAAUCUACCAAAGGACAAGCUGGAAGCUCUGGUGAGGGCCAGCCAAGCAUUUCAGGAGAAUCCCGCUGAGAUGGAGGCUCUGUGGAGCAGCAGCUCAGGCCUCAUUUACUCCCUGGAGGACCGACAGAAACAACUCGGGCUGGGCGAUAAGGGAAUUACUACCUAUUUCUCAGGAAACUGCUGUCUGGAGGAUGCUGAGCUGACUCAGAGGUUUUUAGACUCCAAAAAACUCUCUGCUUACAACACACGCCUGUUCAAGAGGGACAACGGAGGAAAGGCCAGCUAUGAGGUGCGCUUGGCUUCAGCCGUUCAAAAAGACUGUGCGGUGGAUGGAGAGAGUGGGUCGUCCUGCGGCAACUUUAACUUUGAAGACAAAGAGUUCAUCGUUAAGAGAGGAGACUACAGUCCUCUAAUGGAGAAGGUCUGCCAUUAUCUCCAACAAGCCCAGGCCUAUGCUGCUAACGAGAACCAGAGGAAGAUGCUGGAAGAGUACCGGCGCAGUUUCGAGUUCGGUUCUAUUGAAGCCCAUAAAGAGGGCUCGCGGUUUUGGAUCAAGGACAAGGGGCCGAUUGUUGAGAGUUACAUAGGUUUCAUAGAGAGCUACAGGGACCCAUUCGGCUCCAGAGGAGAGUUUGAAGGAUUUGUUGCCGUUGUGAACAAGGCGAUGAGUGAGCGUUUUGCCAAGUUGGUGAGCUCAGCAGAAGUCCUGCUCCCUGAGCUGCCCUGGCCCCAGGAGUUUGAGAAGGACACGUUCCUCAAACCCGACUUCACCUCCCUGGAUGUCCUCACGUUUGCCGGGAGCGGCAUCCCAGCCGGGAUUAACAUCCCAAACUAUGAUGACAUCAGGCAGUCGGAGGGCUUUAAAAAUGUGUCGCUUGGGAAUGUGCUGGCUGUGGCCUACGCCACGCAGAAGGAUAAACUCACCUUCCUAGAAGAAAAGGACAAGGAUCUGUUUAUCAAAUGGAAGGGGCCAUCCUUUGAGGUGCAGGUUGGUCUUCAUGAGCUCCUGGGUCAUGGAAGCGGCAAGCUGUUUGUCCAGGAUGACGGUGGCAAGUUCAACUUCGAUCAGAGUAAGGUGGUCAACCCGGAGACGGGGGAAAGGGUGUCGAGUUGGUAUCGGGGCAGCGAGACGUGGGACAGUAAAUUCUCCACGAUUGCCUCCACCUAUGAAGAAUGCCGAGCAGAAUGUGUCGGCCUCUAUCUCUGUCUGAACAAGCAAGUGCUGAGCAUUUUCGGCCACGACGCGCAGGACGCAGAGGAUGUGGUGUACGUGAACUGGCUGAGCAUGGUCAGAGCGGGACUCCUGGGUCUGGAGUUCUACACGCCUGAGAGCAAGAGCUGGAGACAGGCCCACAUGCAGGCCCGAUUCGUGAUCCUGCGCGUGCUGCUGGAGGCGGGAGAAGGCCUGGUGGGCUUGGAGGAGGUGACGGGCCAGGACGGCAAACCAGACGCCCGAGUCACGCUGGACCGGAGCAAGAUCAACACUGUGGGAAAGAACGCCAUCCACAGGUUCCUCUGCAAACUGCAGGUCUUUAAAUCAACAGCUGAUGUGGAAGGAGGCAGGGCUCUCUACGAGGGUUACUCCGCCGUCGGCGACACCGGAGCUCACAACUUCCUGCGUCUGCGGGAGACGGUCCUGCUGCGGAAAGAGGCUCGCAAAAUGUUUGUUCAGGCCAACACCAGAAUCAGCGGGGAAAGCGUAGAACUGGUGGAAUAUGAAGGCAGCGCGGCAGGUUUGAUUCGCUCCUUCACCGAACGCUUCCAGGAUGACGCAGAGCACCUAGAAGCCACCCUUCUGGAUCUGAACAAAACGGACGCCUCCUGCUGGUGAUGGUGGACGACUGGCUCCACUGGUUUAAGAGAGAAACAACGAAAGUCAGUUUUGAUGUGCUGAGAAGUCAGAAACGGUUUAAAUAAUACUGCCAAAAGAUCAAUUCUUAAAGUGACAAAGCCAUAGGAAGUGUUCGUCAGCUAUCAGGUGCUGUUUGGUCCGCAUCAUGCUGGAUGCUUGAUCUGUUCAAAUUAAGGCAAAUAUGAAUGAACUGAUUUAUAACGCAACAGAUCUCUUUGUAAAACGCACUCAGACAUUUUCUGAUGAGAAAUAUUAGAAACUGUACUACCUGGAAAUUAAAUGGAUUCUUGGAAUCGAAAGAUUGGAGUCGAAAGAUUUUUCUCUCUCAUGACAUUUGACACUCUGUACCUAAACUGAGUUUGAUGCUAAACAAAAAAUAAAAUUAAUGUG
Fundulus heteroclitus (mummichog) is the source of this 2703-nucleotide messenger RNA. It is a transcript of the gene dpp3, whose product is annotated as dipeptidyl-peptidase 3. Gene Ontology annotation, cellular component: cytoplasm. The transcript is spliced from 19 exons. NCBI's taxonomy places the organism in Eukaryota, Metazoa, Chordata, Actinopteri, Cyprinodontiformes, Fundulidae. The record is from RefSeq and is a predicted model, not a curated record. Bases 115 to 2292 code for a protein of 725 amino acids. Gene Ontology annotation, molecular function: dipeptidyl-peptidase activity; metalloexopeptidase activity. Gene Ontology annotation, biological process: proteolysis.